AUGUCGCUGGCUGCCGUGUUACCUGUCUCGCAAGAGGAAGCGAGACCGCCGAGGCCAGGGCUUAGCGCUAGGGUACGGCAGGCGGUGUGGCGGGUGCGUGGUUGGCUUACGCGGCCCCACGAAUUCCCGCUCGAGAUUCCCGAUCUUGUCAGUCCCGGCCUCGGCCGCGGUGGGCAGACUCCGCGUCCUGGUCCCCCGCCGAAUCGCUCGCUUCCGCCGGCACCGCCUGUCAGUCCUUCUUCGGCAGGCUGGCCGACGCCGCCGAUGAACCACGUGCACGGCCAUGUCGGCGUCGCCGUCGGUCUGGUGUCGCACAGUCCCGCACAGGGCGUGACGCUGCGGCCAGAGUCCCGGGAGCUCUGCGAGCUGACGGAGAGGUACGCGCGGGAAUCGAGGGACAGCUGGGGCAGCUGGGGCGGUAUAGGGGGCGGAGGGCCGGGAGUUGUGGCGUCCGCCAUGCAGGGCAAGGGGGCAGGGCGCACGAGAGGCCCGGUGCUAGGGGAGGCGGAUCUAGAGAGGAUGGGAGGGAAGUAUUAA
Molecule: messenger RNA, 537 nt
Organism: Verticillium dahliae VdLs.17
Lineage: Eukaryota; Fungi; Ascomycota; Sordariomycetes; Glomerellales; Plectosphaerellaceae
Exons: 1
Coding region: 1-537 (178 amino acids)
Source: RefSeq, a predicted model, not a curated record